Rhinocladiella mackenziei CBS 650.93 is the source of this 357-nucleotide messenger RNA. RefSeq names its product V-type ATPase, G subunit. Gene Ontology annotation, molecular function: proton-transporting ATPase activity, rotational mechanism. Gene Ontology annotation, cellular component: vacuolar proton-transporting V-type ATPase complex. Lineage: Eukaryota; Fungi; Ascomycota; Eurotiomycetes; Chaetothyriales; Herpotrichiellaceae. Gene Ontology annotation, biological process: proton transmembrane transport. The transcript is spliced from 5 exons. Bases 1 to 357 code for a protein of 118 amino acids. The record is from RefSeq and is a predicted model, not a curated record.
AUGGUGUGUUCUGCACAAAACUCGGCAGGCAUUCAGACCCUGCUUGAUGCCGAAAAAGAGGCGCAGAAGAUAGUACAAAAAGACCGAACGAAGAGAGUCAAGGAUGCCAAAACAGAAGCACAGAAAGAAAUCGAGGAGUACAGAAAGAAGCGAGAGGAGGAGUUCAAGAAAUUCGAAGCAGAGCAAUCGAGCGGAAACAAGAAAGCCGAGGACGACGCGAAUAAGGAGGCAGAGGCAAAGGUGAAGGAGAUCGAGGCUGCGGGCAAGAAGUCGGGAAACAAGGUGGUGAAUGAUUUGAUCAGAGCCGUGACCUCUCCCACGCCUGAAGUGCCGGAAAAGAUCUCGAGGGAAGAAUGA